AUACAUACUUAUAAUUAUUUCAUCAACCAAACAUUAUUGGUUUAAGAUUUAUUUAUAACCACGUCCAAGAUCAUGUCCUCCAAGAAAACAUUCUUCAUCACCAACCCCCUCCAACUUUUCAAGAGAACUUAUACAAUGGUUGCGUCAGAGAGCUUGAAAGGGCAAUUACCCACCAUUGCGAAGUCCUCAUCAUCGGCGUCGAUCGGAAAAAUGGCAGAGGAGCUAGCGAGGUUGAGUGGCGGCGAGGGAGGGGAAAUGGAGAAGGGGCCGAUUUUCUGGAUGAGAGAUCCAAAGAGUGGAAACUGGAUUCCUGAAACUCAUCAUUUUGAUGAAAUAGAUGGUGUUGAUCUUAGGAAUAAGCUUCUUCCCCGCAAGAGACCCCAAUAAAUCUGAUGGAACAAAGGCUUUUGAGCCAUGAUAAAUUAAGAUUUCAAAAUGAAACUCAAUAACUAUAUGUGUUUUCCGAGAUAAAUUAAUUAUCGAGAUGAUACUCGUUAAUUGAAAAUAAUACACAGUUUAGUUCCCGAAUAAUGGUCGUCAAACGGCUUUAAAACUUAUACUAAUUACCCAAAAUUGUCCUUUUUAAUUAUUUUUUUUCAAAUUGACCUAUUUUCGAAAUGAAAACUAAUUGAAUAUGAAAAAAUUCAAAUUUUAUAAAAUGAUAAUAUAAUAAAUAAAAUAUAAAUAUAACUUUAUAAAGGACCAUUUUGGGAAAUUGUAAAUAUAUAUUAAAAUGAAUCAAUUUGAGAAAACACCUAAUUAGAAAUUACUCUUUUGAGAAAUUAGUAGAUGUUUUAACGUCGUUCUGAUGCUGUUGUGAUGACCGCUAGUCAAGGGAUUAAAUUGAGCACUAACAAGUACCAUUGUUAUUGAGUGCCAUUUGGAAAUUUAAUCAUAAACUAAUAUUAUUCUC
Molecule: messenger RNA, 913 nt
Organism: Cuscuta campestris
Lineage: Eukaryota; Viridiplantae; Streptophyta; Magnoliopsida; Solanales; Convolvulaceae
Source: the annotation of a GenBank genome assembly